Chrysochloris asiatica (Cape golden mole) is the source of this 945-nucleotide messenger RNA. Its product is annotated as olfactory receptor 1361-like. Bases 1 to 945 code for a protein of 314 amino acids. Gene Ontology annotation, biological process: G protein-coupled receptor signaling pathway. Gene Ontology annotation, cellular component: membrane. Gene Ontology annotation, molecular function: G protein-coupled receptor activity; olfactory receptor activity. NCBI's taxonomy places the organism in Eukaryota, Metazoa, Chordata, Mammalia, Afrosoricida, Chrysochloridae. The transcript has a single exon. The record is from RefSeq and is a predicted model, not a curated record.
AUGACUGGGGCAAACCAGUCAAGUGUCUCUGAGUUCCUCUUCCUGGGAUUCUCCAGGCAGCCUCAGCGGCAGCGGCAAAUUCUCUUUGCACUCUUCCUGGGCAUGUACCUGGUCACAGUCCUGGGAAAUCUUCUCAUCAUCCUGGCCAUCAGAACAGACUCCCGUCUGCACACCCCCAUGUACUUCUUCCUCAGUAACCUGUCCUUUGUGGAUGUCUGCUUUUCCUCCACCAUUGUCCCCAAUAUUUUGGCCAACAUACUCAGCAGUCAGACCAUCUCCUACAUUGACUGUCUCACACAGAUGUAUUUUUUCAUUGUUUUUACAGACAUGGACAAUUUCCUCCUGGCUGUGAUGUCCUAUGACCGCUUUGUGGCAAUAUGCCACCCCUUACACUACACAACAAAGAUGACAUAUCAGCUCUGUGCUCUGAUGGUCAUUGGAUCCUGGGUUAUUGCCAUUCUGAAUUCUCUGUUGCAUACCUUGCUGAUGGCUCGACUCUCAUUCUGUGCAGACAACAUGAUCCCCCACUUCUUCUGUGAUACAGCUGCGCUCCUAAAACUCUCCUGCUCUGACACAUCCCUCAAUGAGAUGAUGAUUCUGACUGAAGCAGUCCUGGUAAUGAUCAUCCCAUUGCUUUGCAUCCUGGGUUCCUACAUUUGCAUCACCUGUGCUGUCCUGAGAAUCCCAUCCACAAAGGGGAAAUGGAAAGCCUUCUCCACCUGUGGCUCCCACCUGGCUGUGGUUUCCCUCUUCUAUGGCACCAUCAUUGGUGUGUAUUUUACCCCUUCAUCCUUCCACUCAGCUGAAAAGGACAUCGCGGCUGCUGUGAUGUACACAGUGGUGACGCCCAUGCUGAACCCUUUCAUCUACAGCCUGAGGAACAAGGACAUGAAAGAAGCCCUAACAAAAGUGAUUUUUAUGAAAAUUUUUUCUAUUCAACAAUAA